This is a messenger RNA of Spodoptera littoralis (African cotton leafworm), 3973 nucleotides long. NCBI's taxonomy places the organism in Eukaryota, Metazoa, Arthropoda, Insecta, Lepidoptera, Noctuidae. The record is from the annotation of a GenBank genome assembly.
AUGUAUUCGAGGAAGCAUUCCAUUGUGAAUAAUGUCCACGUAGAACUCAACGAAUUCAAUCAAAUGCUUAGCACGGGCUUCCAGGAUUGCUCGCGCGCUUGCCCACUCGGCAGCUUUUCGGCGAACCUGUUGCUUCCCUGCCUUUCAGUGUUCCGCGUGUGUGGCGUGGCGCGCGAGUGUGAUGCACGGCGGGCGGAGCGCUGGUCGCCGGCGCCGCGAGUAGCCGCGACCAUGCGGGGCCGAGCCGCACUCGCCGCCGCCCUCAUCAUCCUCUGCUCGCUACUUAGCACGACAUACGCGUCCACCGCUGUCAUCAAAGGGCAGCGUGCGCCGUGCUCCAACGAAGGCGAACCCGUUAAGUUGCAGGACGCGAGGCUUGAACAGAAUUGGAGCAGCUGCUUUCGCUGUAUUUGUAAGAACGGCUUCGUGGAGUGUCGGAGUGGCUCAGAGGAGUGCGGGCAGAUGGACGACUGUGCUGUACAGCUGCCGCGAGAGGGAUGCUGCGCCAAGUGCAAGGGAUGCUGGUACAACGGCACAGAGCACGCCUCGCACACUGAGUGGAAUGAAGACAACAGGAUCCUGCGCUGCGAGGCAGGAGUCGUCACCAUCACCAAACCAGAAUGCUACGUACCCUGCGACAGACCUAAACAUCAAAGACAUACGCAUUACAACUGCCCUGUUUGUGACGAAUGCGUUAUAAAUGGUCAACGAGUUGGAGAGGGCCGCGACGUGCGUAUUCCGGAGGAGCCAUGUUUGUCGUGCAGAUGCGUGCGAGGGUCGCUGUCGUGCGCCAAGCGCGCCUGUCCCGUGCUGCCGUGCACGCGCGCGCAGCAGUACACACCGCCCGGGGAGUGCUGUCCUCGGUGCACGCAUCCUACCUCCGAUAAAAUACUACCAAUUUCAGGCACCAUGCUGAUGAAGCCUUGUAUAAUUGGGAAGGAAUACCACGCGCACUCGAAGCCGUUCCGUGUGGAUCCGUGCACAGACUGCACAUGUUUGAACGGCACGGCAGUGUGCACGAGGCACACGUGCCCUGUGCUGACGUGCGGUGCCCGAGCACUGCCGCCUGCACCGGGCAAAUGUUGCCCAGAAUGCCCGCAAGUAGAAGAAGCUAAAGCCGCUUGUGUUAUUGGCAGGAAAACUUAUCAGGAUGGAGAGACAUGGCAACUAGAUGCUUGCAAGUCGUGUGAAUGUCAUGGAGGUGAACCAAGAUGCGCCAUGGAGCGAUGUCCGGCGCUGACCUGUCCACCAGACCAAACUCUCCGACAACUACCUGGACAGUGCUGCCAAAAGUGCGUCGAUAUCGACGGCAUAUGUACUGUGUUCGGGGAUCCUCAUUACAAAACUUUCGACGGAAAAUUCUACAGUUUCCAAGGCUCUUGCAAGUAUCAAUUGGCCUCAGAUUGUGUUAAUGGUACGUUCUCGAUCAGAAUAUCGAAUGAUGCGAGGAAUACAUCUCACUCAUCUUGGACUCGAACGGCAACGCUUCGGAUAGGUGCCACCAAGAUCAACAUGGGCAAGAAGAUGCGAAUAAAAGUAAAUGGACAUAGAGUGGUACUGCCGCAUAAAAUAAACGGAGUAGCAGAAAUAACCCGUAGUAAUGGAUCUGUUUUACUUAAGGCUGAUAUUGGUAUACAGAUGCUGUGGGACGGUGAUGGUUUUCUCGAAGUGACUGUGUCUAGUGUGUAUAAAGGAAAGCUGUGUGGUCUCUGUGGCAAUUUCAAUUCGAAGGCUAGAGACGAUAUGAAGACUCGUGAUGGUAGGCUACUCAGUGAUACUUGGAGGUUCGGAUCUUCAUGGAGAGUAGGAGGGACUCGGGCGUGUACGCGACGACAGAGGCGUCCGAGCCCCAACAUGUAUCGUCAGUCGAAAAUAUUGAAAGCUCGACGUUUGUGCCGGGGGUUCCACAUAUACGAAGCGUUCACAGAUUGCACUACUAAGGUAAACCCUCAUAACUAUCAAGAAGCUUGCGAGGUGGAUGCUCGUAGUUGUUCUGGGACGCGUUGCCACUGCGCAGCCUACCGCGCGUACGCACGCGAGUGCUCACGUGUGGGUGCCGAGCCGCGCGAGUGGGCCCGCGUGGCGUGGUGCGAGGGCCCGCCGCCUCCGUGGCUGAACCGGCGCGGCCGCAAGGGCACGGGCCGCACUCCCGCGCGGAAAGACUCCAGCCUGUUGGACCCUAGUGUCGUGCCCAAGCCCAACAACAGCCGCUCCCGGCCGCCACCUCCAAUACUACACUAAUGUAUUUGUGGCGAUGCUUCUACUAGUCAAAAGCCAGUGUGGCGACGUGAGAGUAUUAUGAAUAUUUCGCAACUGGACUGUACGUGGGUUGUGUCUGAAAGAUACAACGAGCUUUAAAAGGAAUGAAGAUCUAUCUACUUAAACAGUAUUCAUAAAACUAUAUCUAGUUAGGUAAACAAGAAUAUUAUUACUAAGACCACCUGUAUAGCUCACUAUUGCCUCGCCAGUUCCGACCAGCAUCCUGUAGCUCAUUCCAUGCGAGUGUGAAACAUUGAGUCGUGUGUCAUGUAGCGUGCUGCAGCAACAAUAGUCGGCGGGUAUCGCUCGAUAUAUUCGAAAUGUAGAGCAUUCUGUUCGUUUGCUGGUUGUUAAUUUGUGAUAGGCAAACACUAUGUUUUCAUUUAUGAAAAUAAAUUUAGUAAUUUAUUGCAUUGUAGUACUAAACGUUUCUGUAAAAUGUGAUAAUUAGCUUUGAAUAUUCAGGCAAGAGGGGAACGUUUAGUAAACAUAGUUCAAAUUGAGAUCUCAUCUGUAGGUAGUUCUUUACGAAAUCUUAGAUAAAUCUAGCUAUCCGAAGCCAAGAUGCUAAAGAGAUUGUGAGAGAUAUGUAUAGAUGUACAUACAAACACAUUAUGCAUAAAUACUGUAACACUAAGGAUAAAUAGCUGUAAUGUUUUAAUCGAAGACUCUUUGUAAAGCUUAGUUGUUAAAUACGUUACCAAUGAAUUUUAAUAUUUGACUUUGAUGUAUGUAAUAAUUAUUUAGCUGAAGAAAUGUUAAUUGUGUCAUCACGGUCCGGGUGUCGGGCGCGUGACAUCGAAUUAUAUUGUCUUUGUGAAUGUGCUGAGUGCCAUCGGAAGGCGGCUAAAAUCUACUAAAUUGUGAUAAUAAUAUCUAUCAAUGCCUCAUUGUUCUACGAUUAUAGCUUACUUAUACAUGUUUACUUAUAUUAUUGUAUGUGAAUGUCCCUCAGAUUAUGCGCCUAAUUGUAAUACUAUAGUGUUUAAAUGUAUUCCAGAAUAUUAUAAUAUGUAUAUUGUAUAUAAGAGCUUCGUUGUUCGUCUUCAGAGCACAUCUUUGUCCAGUCCCUGCUAUCGAGACUUGGUAUCGAGCCAAAAAGAUACAUUCUACUGUCCAAUGUGUCUUUAUUUAUUUAGUAGAAAUGAACCGAUUGUAAAAAGCCGCUAAACUCUCUUUUUAUUCAAUCUGAUUUUAUUUCAGCAAGACUACAAGUAACUACGUACUACUUAUUUCGUAUUAUUAAGCAGGGUCUACGUUUUAUGUAGGCUUUUAAGUUAUUUAAGAGAUUUAUUUGAUAUAAUUAAUUUUGUAAGUUUUAUGUUCAGCAAAUGUGUCCAAUACUUUAUUUAUCGUACCUACCAUGAGAAUAAUUUGAGUGAAUCUGUUAUUUGAUUUGAUUCUUUUUAUAAUUGAACACUGUAAAUGAGUUGCUGCAUUUAAUUUAAAUAUUAUUUUUUUACAUUAUGUGGUUUUAUGGUAGGUAUACAAACGCCAUACGAAAUUGAUGUCUAUGUCAAAGAAUGUGAGAAUGUGCUAUUUAUAAAUGUGUCAUAAAUUCGUGAAUAAUCCUCGUAAUGUGCGUAUAUUUUAUACAUUAGGUACUGACCCAAGGUAAAGUAAUAUUUUGAAUGUUAUUUACUUAUUGGCGAUCCUGAUUAUAAUGAAAACGAUGAACAAAGAAUUACGUAAUAAAUUAUAAUUAUUAUUGAAA